This is a messenger RNA of Eriocheir sinensis (Chinese mitten crab), 4948 nucleotides long. Its product is annotated as calcium-activated chloride channel regulator 2-like. The transcript has 14 exons. The record is from RefSeq and is a predicted model, not a curated record. NCBI's taxonomy places the organism in Eukaryota, Metazoa, Arthropoda, Malacostraca, Decapoda, Varunidae. Bases 558 to 3671 code for a protein of 1037 amino acids.
CACACAGGGUAGUAUUGCGGCGGUGGAGUCACGGGUAACUUUGCCAUACACCAACCAUGUAGUACCGCAUAAGUUAGGCUCCACGUAGGGUUGGGGCUGAGGGCAACUGAACGGCGCUGAUCCUUUCAACACAUAAAACACACAAGGAAUAACAUGCAUUCCCGAAAAUCUAUCAAGUGGUUAGUGACGCGGCGACUAUGUGGCGAAAACUGCCUUAGUGAAGAUGACGAAGGCGAUAAGGAUGUUAAUGAAGACGAUGAAGAGCGCAGGGCGAGGUGUUAACUAAUAGAGGGUUAUGUACAGCAGCAUGGUGGAAGUAAUGGCGCCGAUGCUACACUAUCUGCACCAGUGUCCUAAGCCCCAAAACUUAUCUACUGAUAGUGCAGCGGCAGCGGUUGAAGCUUCAGUCUCUGGCCUCCCUUAGACCCGUGCGCUGUGCCCCUCGAUAAGACGGUGAGGAAAGAGAACACGCCGGGCCCUUGUUUGCUGUGGGGCGGUAUAGCGAUUUGAAAAUAGUGAGAAAAUAAAGCGCUUGUGGUGAGGAGUGAGGUGCCGCAAUGGGCGUGAGGGCGGCUGUGGUGGUGGUGGUGGUGUUGGUGUUAGGGGUGGUGGUGACGCGGGUGGUGGCGGCCCCGCAGGAUGACAUCACACUCAGCACCGGCGGCUACACUGGAGUUGUUGUGGCCAUGAGCGACCAACUUGACCCAAACAAAUGCACGGAGUAUGUCGACAACACCAAGGCCAUGUUCGAGGCGGCCUCCCAGCUCAUGUUCACCGCCACGGGCAGCAAGGUGUUCUUCGGGGAGGUGGUGAUCGCGGUGCCUGAAACGUGGAUGUGUACCGGAAGCACUUUUAACUCCUCCUCCUUACGGAUCUACUCGUGGGACUCUGCGCACCUCAGGGUGGGUCCCGCGCAUCCCGUCUUCGGUGACAACCCGUGGACGCAACAACCCGGCGGCUGCGGGGAUCCUGGGGACUGGAUUUACAUGCCAGAAAAAUUCCUUCUCGGAAACACCAGCUACGGGAGUCAAGGGAGCGUUCUGGUGCACGAGUGGGCCAAGUACCGCUGGGGUGUGUUCGAGGAGUAUGGCCACAUCAGCGACCCCGUCUACCCGCCCGCCUACCUCAACCAGAGCAACGAGAUGGUGCCCACUUACUGCACUGACCAGCCGGUGGAGGGCGCCUUGUCGUGUAACGGAGGUACCGAAGCCGAAUGCCAGUUCAUCCCCGAGUUGACUGGGAACAGCACGGCCACCUCUUCCCUGCUCGCUGCACCCUUCCUUGACACGGUUGUUAACUUCUGUAAUAACAAGAGUCACAACACGGCGGCGCCCACCAAGCAAAACCUGCUGUGUGACCAGAGCAGCGCCUGGGACGUGAUAAACCGUCAUUCAGACAUGCAAGGGGCCCAGAGCAGCUUGACCAGCACCAGCUUCAGCCUGGUGUAUGAGGGAGCGGCGGGCCCGCGGCUGGUGCUCCUCCUGGACUACAGCUCUGUCAUGGGUGAGAUGUCGGGACGGUGGGAGCAAUUACGCGACAACGUGGUACAGUACAUCAUGACGGAGGCGGCGGCGGAUAGCUACAUGGCUGUGGUGGUGUUUAGCGACCAGCUGUCUAACUCAACUAUGUAUCCGCUGAGUGUAUAUGAUAACCGGGCGAAAAUAACUACAUACAUCCCCUCAUCUCCGCCCACAAACUCAAACGCUAACGAUAAGGAUCUGUAUGGAGCCCUCUCAAGGGGAUCUAUGUUGCUGGACGCCGAGGGAGGAACGAUGGUUCUGGUGACACAUAACAUGAAGGAGUACACCACCACUCAGAACCUGACGGUAGCUGCAGAAAACAACGCCGUGUGGCCCAUUCUCUACCCUUGUGACUCCUCAGUGUCCACGGCCGUCUAUGAGAAGCUUGCUGAUAUCUCUCCGGAUACUUCUGUGCUCACAGUGAUUGGCGGGACCUACGUAUUUGAUAAUCUCGAGUUUCAGUCGCUUCAGAAUUCUGCAGAUCUUCACCGCAGUCUAAUAACAGCUGUUGACAGUCCGGCGACCCGCGUGACGAGUGGCAGCUGCACCGGUAACGCCUGCACCAUCAACCUCGAAAUGGUAGACAGCACCGAGUACAUCUCCACGGCUUAUAUCAAGGCUUUCUACGGCUCACAAGACCAUUUCUUUGUUUCCUUCACAGUAGUUGUGACGUCCCCGAGUGGUGUGGAAAUACCUGGCGCGUUUAAUGAAACAUGUGCCUUGUUUCAAAUCAGCACGUUGCAGGCGGGUGUGUAUGUGGUUUCCAUCACCGGGUCCUUCACCUCCACUUCCAUAUUGGCCGAACUCUGGGCCACCCCCGCGACGCCUCUCGGUCUGCAGGUGUCUGUGUGGAGUUCCCAAGGGCUUCGUGCUCUCCAGUCCCUCCCGGGGAUCCCUCCGACGGUAUUUGCCAAGGUGAGCAGCAGCGCCUCAUUACCAGUGCUGUUCGCUGAGAUCACGGGACAGGUGACCGCCAAGGGCACGGUGACUACGGAGGGUAACAUCACUCUCAACGAUGCUGGCUUUGGAGGCGAUGUCACAGGCAAUGACGGGAUAUAUACAGGAUAUUUGGUGGGGUUCGAACCCAACAUGGAUGUCAGUAUCUCUCUGACCGUGACAGACAACAACGGAGCUGCGAGAGUCGUAAAUCCUUCUGUCAGGACUGCCCCGACCACCCCGGAGAAAAAUACUUGCUGUGGCAGUCAACUCGACGUGUCACUGCUACAGCUUGACGUUCUCGGAAACUUCACGCUGUCUCCCGCGGCUGUGUCGGGACGAGUAACUGGAGUGUCUUACGGAACACUUCCCCCGGGCCGGGUGAGGGACCUCCAAGCGUCAAGCACCGGGUGGGAUGUGACGCUCACUUUCACAGCCACCGGAGGCCAGCUUGAUCAAGGAACAGCUGAUGAAUAUGAGAGGAAGUUCCAAGCCGAGGGAGAGGAGGCACAUGUCGCUAAUUUCACGGGGCUUUGGUCCGUCGGCUCACGGGUGGAAUUGCAGGACAAACUUCCAGGCUGCAACAAAAUGUACACUAUGACCGUCGAGGCGAUCUCUGGAGAAGUCCGAGGGGGCACCUCUAACAGUGUAAGGGUAAUUGUAUCCUGUGACUACAAAGUCCCCAAUAAUCUCUCUGGAGGAGCCAUUGCUGGAAUCACGAUCGGGUGCAUCCUGGGGGUUCUUCUCAUAGUCCUCAUUAUCUACCUGUGUCUCAAUCGUGAUCAUCUGGAUGAGUUAUGGGUGUGGUACAUCCUAACCUGCGGCUGCAUCAGGGAAAAGGAGGAAGACUUGUACAGGCAGCCAACUCAGGCCAGGAGAACUGACGUCAUUCGCGGCAACACGAACUUAUCGAAGCCGGCGCGUAACCUGAGUGAUUUAUACGCCCUACCCAAACUGACAGGCAAAAGCAAGCAAAACAAGGCUGAAGACCAAGACGACGGAGGGUUCGGGGAGCGCGGCAGAAGGCAAGAAAACACGCAGAGGAGAGCACCAGAGGACGUGGAGAGCGUGGCAUCCUCACACAGCACGUUGCCCAUCAACCAGGUAGGCCUUCCCGUAGGCGGCGACAACCACGGCUAUGACGACGAGCCCUACACCAUCUACAAAAACGUUCCUGCUCCUGUCAGGUACCCUCGGGCAAACACACAGGUAUAGGGAAGCUCCAUCUAUGGACGUAUCGCUCCUCUUGGUGUGUCUUUAACCCUCCCCCUGCUCCACUGGCAUCAAAUUUACUGCCCUACAACAAAACGUUUUUUACCCAACACAACAAACGCUGCCUCGCACGUUUUUUUCUCCCGUCAUUCCCCCCCCCCCAAAAAAAAAAAAAAAAAAGUAAAUUCCACAACAGUUGGAAUGCGUGGCUAGUGCAAAUAUUUAUAAGUUUUCUUUUUUUAGAAGAGAACAAAAAAAAAACACUUCAAGAACUAGCAAUGUCUUACAUCGCGCGGGAGAAGACAAAAAUGACAAAAAAACAUUAUAACUACUACUACUACUACUGUUACUACUACUACUACUACUGCUACUACUACUACUACUACUACUACUACAACAGAUGCUGCUAGUCCGGAUACACUAUCACGCGUGACUGGUCGGUAGCACUCAGUGAAGAGGUGAGAAAAUAAUGUGGGAGCACUUGAAAAAAUAAUAGUUACAUGUGUGUGUGUGUGUGUGUGUGUGCGUGUGUGUGUGUGUGUGUGUGUGUGUGUGUGUGUGUGUGUGUGUGUGUGUGUGUGUGUGUGUGUGUAUAUUUACCUAGUUGUAGUUAUACAGGGCCUGGGCUUACGCUCGUGUGGUCCCGUUUCCAUACCUGUAUUUGUUGUUUUUCCUUAAUCUGUCCAGUUUUUCCUUCCAGUGUGUGUGUGUGUGUGUGUGUGUGUGUGUUUUACAGCAGAGGAGACAGUGCAAGGGCGUAAAAAAAAUGAAAACAAUAAUGAAAAAAAAAAGCCCGCUACUUACUGCUCCUAAACAGAGUAGUGCAUGUGUGUGUGUGUGUGUGUGUGUGUGUGUGUGUGUGUGUGUGUGUGUGUGUGUGUGUGUGUGUGUGUGUGUGUGUGUGUGUGUGUGUGUGUGUGUGUGUGUGUGUGUGUGUGUGUGUGUGUGUGUGUGUGUGUGUGUGUGUGUGUGUGUGUGUGUGUGUGUGUGUGUGUGUGUGUGUGUGUGUGUGUGUGUGUGUGUGUGUGUGUGUGUGUGUGUGUAUCUACCCUUGAUAUCAAAAGGUACUGUGUUCUUGACGGUGUUUGGGGUUUUCUACUUUUGUGAUAAAAUAAAGAAAGUAAUCGUGUCAUUGCGUGUGGUUGAUUGGCGGUGAUGCUACGGCAGUGUCUGAACAAGAAGGUCCACUUAACAUAUCGUGAGGUGUCGCAGUUUGGCAAUUACUUUCACUCUGUUUCUUUGUGUACAUUACUGACUAAAUAAAACAUGAUGAUUGUUGU